This is a messenger RNA of Morone saxatilis (striped sea-bass), 6235 nucleotides long. RefSeq names its product SH3 and multiple ankyrin repeat domains 3b (gene shank3b). Gene Ontology annotation, molecular function: ionotropic glutamate receptor binding; synaptic receptor adaptor activity. NCBI's taxonomy places the organism in Eukaryota, Metazoa, Chordata, Actinopteri, Moronidae. Gene Ontology annotation, cellular component: dendritic spine; postsynaptic membrane; postsynaptic density. The record is from RefSeq and is a predicted model, not a curated record.
AGGGCAGCUCCCAGAAUACAAUCUGAAACUCUGAGAUCUCUCACUCUGCUGCAGGAUUACUACUCAAUAACUACAGUUAAACUAAGCGUUGACUGUGAAGCUGCUUCCACCUCCUGCGAAUUCUGCUCAUUCUACAAGAGGAACUAAAGCAUCUUCGGAAACUAAUUCACCUCCAGCAGAAAGUACUCAUUCUAUCAUUCACAGGAUUACAACAAUCCACCAAAAACUUCUCUGAAAGCUGCUCUGCUGAGGUCCAAGCAAAUCCACAACCCAACCAGAGACACAAGAACCUGGCACCUCAAGCUGGAACAGAACUAGAAGCCAGAAUCAGGCCAAACCAGUACCGAACCCGUAAUCCAGCCAGACUCUGUAGAGUGGAUCAGACCAGGCCAGGACAGACCAGAAGAGACCAGUAGAAAUCAGUAAAGGCCAUUGGAAAAGUUUGAUGGGACUGCUGACGAUAGCCACAUGCCUCUGAGUCCGGCUGCUGACACCAAACAUGAUCGCCCGCGGCAACAGGCGGUUACUAACGGCAACCCGACAGGCUCUGCUGUUGCCAGGGACGACGACGCGGAUGACACGCCCCCUGGAAACAGCAUUGUCGUCCGCAUUGGCAUCCCGGACCUGCAGCAGACGAAGUGUUUGCGGUUGGACCCAGAGUUACCAGUUUGGACCAGUAAGCAGAGGGUUCUGGUGACGUUGACUCAGUCUCUGUCGGAUGUUUUGAACUAUGGUCUCUUCCAGCCGGCGUUCAACGGCCGAGCCGGAAAGUUUCUGGACGAGGAGCGGCUGCUGAAGGAGUAUCCUCUCCCUCCCAUCACGCCCAUCCCAUACCUGGAGUUUCGUUACAAGAGGAGAAUUUACACGCAGAGCUACGUGGACGAUAAACAGCUGGCCAAGCUCCACACCAAGGCCAACCUGAAGCGCUUCAUGGAACAUGUUCAUCAGAAGAAUGUGGAGAAGGUUUCCAAAUGGUUGGAAAAGGGCCUGGACCCCAACUUCCAUGACUCUGACAGCGGGGAGUGUCCUCUGACUCUGGCGGUCCAGCUGGAGGAGAGCUGUGAGUUGAUUAAAGUCCUUCGCAGUGGAGGCGCUCACCUGGACUUCAGGACCAGAGACGGUAUCACCGCUCUGCAUCGGGCCGUCCUCUGCAGGAACAGCGCUUCUCUCACUACUCUGCUGGACCUCGGAGCGUCUCCGGACUACAAGGACAGCCGAGGUCUGACUCCUCUCUAUCACUCUGCCAUGGUGGGCGGCGCCCCCUACUGCUGUGAACUACUGCUGCAGGACCACGCCACCAUCGGGAUGACUGAUGAAAACGGGUGGCAGGAAAUCCACCAGGCAUGUCGCUAUGGUAACGUGCAGCACUUGGAGCACCUGCUGUUCUACGGCGCCGAUAUGAGUUCCCAAAAUGCAUCAGGAAACACUGCACUGCACCUCUGUGCUCUUUACAACCAGAGAAACUGGAUGAGAUGCUGGCGGGGGGUCAACAGGAAGUUGUCCUCAGGGCCCGCCCAUCAGACGACUUUAGAGCGGCGACGGUGAAACAGAGACCGACCAGCCGGCGCAUCACGCAGGCUGAGAUUAAUUCGUUGUUUGAGCGUCAGGGUCUGGUGCCCCCUACAGCUCCAGAGAAGAGCACCAUGGCUUUACCCCGAGGAAUGUCCAGAACCAAGAGUUUUGGCACACCUGAUGAUGACAGGAUCACGGCUCUGAUCAACGAAAGUCGGUUUCCGCGGAGCUCCUCACUGACGGACAGCUUCAUCCCUCCCCCUCCUCAGACAGCUCCACCCCCUCCUCCCUCAGCCUCCUCCACCUCCUCGGUCUUCCUCCUAGACUCUGGCCCUCCCCCGUCCUUCCUCCCGCCGCCUCCCCCGGCCAGAGGGGAGGGGCUAACCCGGUCCAGCUUCAAGCCAGGGGCGGAGCCGAGGCUCCAGGAGCUCUCUGAUUCGCCAACGAGGAGCCACGCCCACGCUGAGCGGCAGAGGAAAGCGAGGUCGAUGAUCAUCCUGCAGGACACGCCACCGCCGCUGCAGCCUGACGCACACCCCGCCGCCACACACGCACUGCACACUGCCACGCACACCGCCACACACACGCUUCACACCGCCACACACACCUCCACGCUGUCUCUCCACAGCACCAGCCCCGCCCUCGGUCACUCACCGCUGUCACGCCGCCGGGGACGACCAAUAGAAAACCCAUAUGCUAACGUGGGACAGCAGGCUCCGCCCUCCAAGCCACAGAGGAGGAAGUCACCUUUAUUGAAACAACUUCCUGUAGAGGAGCAGGGACUCGGAAUGAAAGAUCAUGAUUCGUCUAAAUUAGACGUACCCAGCAGCCCCAGUAGGGCGGAGCUGUACCAGCAGCAGGUUCUUUCAGAGCGCGCUCGGGUUCAGGGCCGAAGGUCGUCUCUUUUCCUGUCUGUGGAGGGAUCCGGGACUGAAAACCAGGUCCCGCCCCUCCUGACUCAGAGCCAUUCAAUGGAUGACCUCGGCGAGCUUCCGCCUCCAGCUCCGGUCCUGUCGCCCUCACCAACACCUCACACCUUCCUCCACCCACUGACGGGGAAACCUCUGGACCCCUCGUCCCCACUCGCCCUGGCACUCGCUGCACGAGAGAGAGCGCUCACUGCUCGCACACCGAGCCCAGAGCCUCGACUAAAACACGCAUCUGCCUCCACCACACCUAUCCCCACCCCAGCUGCCAGCCCAGAGGGAAGACACAAGCGCACCCCUAUGGCCACCCCACAGAGCAGCCCCGAGCCAAGAUCCAAACGCACCACCCCUCAAACAAGCCCCGAGCAACGAACCAAGCGCACCACUCCCCAGACCAGUCCUGAGCUGAGGCAUAAACGCAUAACCCCUCCCUUGUUCCCUGAUGGACAGGUGGAGCGUCCAGAAACAGAGGGAGGAGUGACAUCACCUGCCGGCCCCUCCCCUGAGCGCUGGAGACCCACCCCCUUGCCACAACUGGCCAAUGAGAGUCACUCUGCUCUGAUUGACAGGCGUAGAAGCCUCACAGUGGGCAGCUCAGAGGAGGAGGGCGGGGCUUACACAGUUACACUUCCACCAGCCUUGUUGUCAUCCAGCGAUGAGGAGACUAGAGAGGAGCUCCGGAGAAUUGGCCUGGUAACUCCACCCCCUGCCUUCGUCACUACACCCGCACCUCCUCCCCCAUCCUCCCUCACCUUGUUGCCACGGCGAGUUGGGGAGGGAGGGGGAGGAGAGAGUGCUCCUGACUCCCUGGUUAGACGAGAUGAGGAGGAAGGAGGUGACGAACGGCUCCAUGACAGCUCCUCGUCCCCCAGCUCGCUCCCUCCUUCCAUCACCUUGGCCUCCCCUCCUGCUCCAGCCUCCCCCUCCUCCCCUCCUGCUGCUCACCCUUCCCCUUCCUCCCCCUCCACCUCCCCAAUUGCUCUAAAGCCACGCCUUCGCUCACCUAUUGGGCGGGGCCGCUCUGCGCUCCGGGACCCGCUGCUGAAGCAAUCAUCAGACAGUGAGCUCCUCCCGUCUGCUGCAUCGUCCUCCUCCCCCUCUUCCCCACUCUGCUCCUCCCCCACCGGUGGCGGUGGCCGACAGCCACGCUAUCUUUUCCAAAGGAGGUCCAAGCUGUGGGGGGGUGGGGACGACCGUGGGGACGAGCGGCGGGGCCUUAGCCCGGAGGAAGGGGGAGGCCGUCCAGCAGCGUUGGGAGGUCAGGGAUCUGGGUCGGCUGUGGAUCUGACCAGCCGGUCGGCAUCAGCGCUGGAGCUGAGCGGCCGAGCUGGGUCCGGACUGGAUCUCGCUAAUCGGCUACAGCUGCUUAACAAAGACAGUCACUCUCUGGGGGAGGAGCCGAGUCCGCUGGAUCCAGGCCGGAGAUCACCAGUAGGAGGCGCCAGAUGUGUGGACAAUGGAGAGAGUAAAUCGUUGUUCUCUAGUCUUGGUGAACUCCACACUAUCUCCCAGCGAGGAUUUGGCGCCAGCUAUACAGUCCGACCAGGAAGCCGCUACCCCGUCACCCGUCGGAGCCCCUCCCCCUCUCCCUCCCCAUCUGAUAGGUCAAUAGGGCUUGCCUCCUCCUGCUCUGAAAGGCCAGAUCUGAGCUCAGGUCGCGGUCUAACCAUCCUAAAGUCAUCCAGUCUCAGUCUCCCCUCAGAACCAAAGGAGGUUCGGUUUGUGAUGCGAAGUGCCAGCGCACGAACCAGGUCCCGUUCACCCUCACCCUCACCCCACGCCUCUCCCUGCCCAUCCCCGGUCCUCAGCGGGCCCCUGUUGGCCCUUCGGCCAUGGAGGCAGCGGCCCCUCAACCUGUGGAAUAAAUACGACGUGGGUGACUGGCUGGAGAGCGUGGGCCUGGCCGAACACCGCCAGCGCUUCCAGGAGCAUGAGAUCGAAGGCUCCCAUCUCCCCGCCCUCACCAAAGACGACUACGUGGAGCUGGGCGUCACCAGACUGGGACACCGAAUCAACAUCGAGAGGGCUCUCAGACAGCUGCUGGAUGGUUCCACUUGACCCCUCACCUCUGACCACUAACCUCUAGACAUCCUGAACUGUGACCUCAUAACCCCUGACCUCUGGUCAGACACUAGGCCAUCUCUUUGACUAGGAUAUCUUAGCAGUGACUGAAUCUUUAGACCUUUUUACCAAUGUGGAACCCAGCUCUCUGAGUGAUCUCGGUGACAUUUUGGCUCAUCAGCUCUUUGGUCAACUCAAAAGGAGUUGGUAGCAACAGGAUCUGUGUCCAGUAUUUAGCUUGAGUGUUAUAGACCUCCAAGAUUUGACCUCUGUUAACGUCUAGUGCCCAGUGUUUAUGACGUAAAAAACCCUUUUUGAGGUUUUCUGCUGUACACUACGAGACAUUUUCGGCUCUGAGGCUGCAAUGUUUAAACUUAAAAAGCUGGAAUAUAGCCUUACCGUGUUCACAUCUUAUUGUUCGGACCUUAAUUGUGAGCAACCGAAUGAGAAAAAUGUCCCAGAUCUGAGUUGGAGACGAUUUUUCCCAUUCUGUGAAUACAACUACAGCUGCAAAGCUGACAGUUGCAUGAAAAUAAAAAUCCAGUUUUAAUUCUAAAUUAAAACUGGAUUUUUAUUUUAUUAUUACUCUUAACUAAACUCAUUAAACUUUGAUGAACAACCCAAAAUCCAAAGAUAUUAAUUCCUAUCACAGACGACAAAGAAAACAAGCGAAGUUUAAUAUUUUAGAAGCUGUAAGCUAAACAAUCAAUUAUUAGAAUUGUUGCCAAUAUUUUUCUUUUUCCUCAGUCAACUAAUGGAUAAAUCAACAAGCUAAUCAGCUGAUUAGAGUGUCUGUAACUUAAAAUUUUACCUAGAAUUGCUAACAUCCUGUGCUGGCUAGCAAGUCAAAUACUGACAUUAUAUAGAUAACUUUGUUUGUUUUCUGUAUAUUGUUGAUCUGGAUCACUAGAAAAUAGAGAUUUGACCCUGCUAAAGCUAGUUUACAACAUCCACGCAGUAAUCUACAGCAUUACGUUUGCAUACAAAGCCAAUCGCAGCUGGACACAGAGCUCUGCUGCCAAUUCCAACAGGUGAAGGGACAUCGAUCGAAGAGCUGAUCUGUCAAACUGAUUACAAAUAUAAUGAGACGGGUUCUUUUCCUCGUGCCAUUCUGCUUCCCCAGACGAGUUUAGCUGGACUUUUGCUAGCAGAGCUGGACGAUUAGCGAGCUACUGGGAGUCUCUACCUUAACAACGGGAGAUUAACGGAGAAACGAUAUUUCUCCAUCAUUUUACAGAAAGUUCUUGUGACUUUUUUUUUUGUUUUUGGGGUUUUCUUUUUUCCAAAUAUCACUCAUGAAGAAUUUGUGUUUAUUUUGAGUUCAUAUCUUAAUACUGAAUCAUUUAGAAUUUAUGAAUAACAAGUAAUAAUAAUGUGGUGGUGAUGACUUACAGAGUUUAUAAUAGUUUGGAAAAUGAUUUUGAGUUCCUUAUGAUUUGACAAUGAGUUGAAUUUCAAGGUCGUUUCGGUGAUGUUUUGGAAUUCAUAAUGAUUUGUCAAUGAGUGUGACUUUGUGCUGAUGUGCUGUGUGUUUCAGGGAGAGCUGCAGCAGAGCUCCAACUGUAAACCUCUUUGGUUUCUAACCUGCUUAUCGAGGGCUUACUGUACAUGGUGCUAUCUGUUUAAAGCCAUCUGUACAGAAAAUACCUUUCUCCUUCCCCUCCUAUACCUUCCUCACACUGACACCUGAAACGCGUAGGUCAACCCCCCACCCACCCCCUCUUAACUAAAUUAAU